GGGGCCAGAUAGAUGAUGAGAGAUAGGCAUACAGGCCCUCAAUUUCACAACCUAUGACGCUGUCUGUCUAUCAAACAAGCCCUCAUCUCAUCUCCCCCAACACAACACAAACCUUAACAAAACCAAACUAAACUAAAACAAGCCCCAAUAUCUUCCUCAAACAUAUACAUACAUAAAGUUUCAAACACACAAUUUUAUAUCAUUCUCAACCUUCCUCAAUUUCUAUCUCUUCAUCUCUGUCUUGAUAUCAAAUAUGUUUUAGAUCAAUUAGUAUUGUUAUUGAAAUAAGCAAACCCUAGAUCUUGAUCAAUCAGCCGCCAUGUUGGGUGGUUCACAAUCAGAGAUAACACCUCAACAAUUACAACAUGAAGAAGCUCUCAAACGCAACACGGACUGUGUUUACUUUCUUGCUUCUCCAUUGACAUGCAAAAAGGGAAUUGAAUGCGAGUAUCGUCAUAGUGACAUUGCACGUCUUAACCCCCGGGAUUGCUGGUAUUGGCUAAAUGGCAGUUGCUUGAACCCAAAGUGUGCUUUCCGACAUCCGCCUCUAGAUGGAUUACUUGAAGUGACGACUCCUUCUGUAAAUUCUUUACCUCCAUCCCAGACUUUAGCACCAGUUGCAUCGCAGGGUCCUAAUGUCCCUGGCAAACAAGCAGUUCCCUGCAUUUUUUUCCAGAAAGGCUACUGUCUGAAAGGUGAUAUAUGCCCCUUUAUGCAUUACCCCUACUCUCUCAACAGCAAAGCUACCCAGUCUGCAGGAGCUACACCAGUGUCUGAACCUCAAACUAAUAAAAUAACUUCUGGUGGUCUUGGAAAGCAUACUACUCAGGAGCAGAAGGUUUCACAGGCAAAUGCCUUUAAAUCGGCUGAUUUACCAUCAAUGAUGAAUCCAACUGCUAUAGCGGGAAAGGCUCUGUUGAGAAAUGAAAUUCCAGUUGGCAGAAAUGAACCGAUUGGUGCUGGGUUGGAGGGUGAGCUUCCUCGGUACAGUCGAGGAAAUGUUCAUUCCUCCAGCAAUGGAAACUUGGUUAGCAGGUCACACCGUAGUAGUCAGGUUCAUACGCUACAGGAUCAAAGUAUUUUAAAUGCCAAAGAUGCUGACGAGGUCUCGAGGGAGCCUUCACCUGGGUUUGAUGUUCUUGUGGAUGAUGAAAUUAGAGAUUCUGAAUAUUAUCCUGACGAAGAUCAAUAUGGAAGAACAGGGCAUGAUGGAAUGAAUUUCACCGCAGCUAAUGAGUAUGAUAUCGGACGUUCUGCUGAUUAUGGUUCCGUGGGUGGUGUGGACCGAGAUAUGUAUCAUGAUUCGCGUAAUUAUGACUCUUUUGAGCCCCUGCAAGGGCAAUAUGACUCAUCUGAGAGAAUGGUAAGAGGACCUGCUCAAUUAGAAAGGAGGCGAUACCCUAGAGCUGAUAGCCCAGGCCGAAUUGAUGGGUCAGACUUGCGUCAUCAUUUAUCAAAGCAGAAGAGGAAUAAUGGUUUAAAAUCAGUUAUCAGUCGAAAUCCUUCUCGUGAAAACCAUUCUGAUGACCGGAGCUCACGAGCUUCUAGAAGGGACCAAUUACCUGUGCAUGAGGCCAGCAGUCGACUUCGAGGGAGAAUUAAAAUUCCAGGUAGAUCAGUAUCUCCUAUUAAUAGAAUCGAUCCUCGUUCAGAGAGAGAAAAUGACAGGUCUAGGCAUCUUAGGAGAUUAUCCCCGCAAAGGCCUCUGGGAAGGCUUAGGGACAGAAUAAAGGGAAGAGUUCAGGAGGAUUUUGAUGAUCGGAGGAACUUCAGAGGGUCUAGCACAAGAAGAGAUAUAAUAUUUGACAAUAAUGCUGAAUUUAGUGGUCCUAAAAGCCUAUCAGAGCUAAAGGUUCGCAAGACUUCAGAGAGUUCUGGACAGCACAUGAAUGAUAGACUGUUGCAUGGGAAAAGAAAAUAUUCCCCAACGGAAGAAGUCAAACAGGGGGAAGGAGAUGUCUCAUUUGAUGGGCCAAAGCCCUUGAGUGAAAUUUUAAAGCGAAAAAGAGGUGGGGAUAGUGCUUUUCAUGAAAGUGGAUUCACAACUGAUAAAGAAAAUAAUCAGAAGGAAGGAAAUGAAAGCAUGAAUUUUGCACUUUCUUCUGAAGCCAAUAAUAAAGUGAAUGAGAGUCGUUUAAAUGAAGGAUCAAUACCUGCAGCUGGUGAAGUUGGCGUAGCAGAAGAAAAUAACAAAGCAUACGAGGGGCAGUCUUCUCUACAACCUAAUGACAGUGAGCUACAGAUUGAAGAAGGUAUGAUUGGUGAUGAAGCCUAUGAACAGAGAGGCAACUUUGACUAUGAUGAGCAGGCCGAAGGCGAAGACUUUAUUAAUAUAGAUGAAGGUGAGAAUGCUGAUCCUGGAGAUGACUACUUUGACGAAGAUGAUGAUGCGGAUGACUUUGCAAAGAAAAUGGGUGUCAUGUAUUCAUAGGAGUUGUUACUAAUCUUUCACUCAUUGCUCGGGUGCGUAGUACCUGCUGAUUUUGUUCCGAACACAUACAGCUCAUUAGCAAGGUUUCUGUGUGGACUUUGGUAGUAGGUUGAUUGAAUCUUGGUUUUUCAUGUACCUUUACUUUUUUAGAAUAACUUAUAUUUGUAUUUAAGUUAUAAUUGCUCUGAAUUUUUCAUUCUGAUUGUGGCUUUGGCCAUUUUAUUCAGUCAAAUGAAAAGUUCAUGGCUGUUAUGUUUAGAAAGAUUUAAUAAGAGACAAUUUUCUGUUA
Daucus carota subsp. sativus is the source of this 2720-nucleotide messenger RNA. Its product is annotated as zinc finger CCCH domain-containing protein 17. The transcript is spliced from 3 exons. Gene Ontology annotation, molecular function: mRNA binding; metal ion binding. The coding region runs from base 320 to 2431 and encodes 703 amino acids. Lineage: Eukaryota; Viridiplantae; Streptophyta; Magnoliopsida; Apiales; Apiaceae. The record is from RefSeq and is a predicted model, not a curated record.